AGGCACCAUUUGAAUAAGUAAGUUGAUACAACACUUACGUAGCAUUUUUUUUAUUAUGUUUUGACGGGAAUAAAUUUUCUGUUUUGUUUAGUAAAGUGCACCUAACUGGAUCUACAAGGACAAUAUACUUAGUUGAAUCCAAAAAUAGUAUUUUUAAAUUGGUGGUUGAGGUGUAAGGAAAAGUGCAAUAUAUUUACGGCAAUCUUAGGUAAGAUCACCCAGCCAUGGACCCGGCUCUAGCUCUGGACGUGAAGAUCCUGUCCCAACUGCGCUCAGUGAGAGCGGCCGAGGAGCGGGGUGAUAGUGACAUACAGAGACUGUAUGAAGGAGCUGUCGUGUUCAUCACUGGAGGCACUGGGUUUUUGGGGAAGCAGCUGGUUGAGAAGCUUUUGAGAGCAUGUCGCGGUAUAAAGAAGGUUUACCUUCUAUCGAGGAGCAAAAAAGGAAAAUCUAUGACUGAAAGACUGAAAAUCACAUUGGAAGACCCGGUUUUCGAUGAGGUUCGGAAGGUGGACCCCGAGUUUGAGAAGCGAAUCCAGCCUGUUGAGGGGGACAUCAUGGAGCUGCGUCUGGGCCUCAGUGACAAGGAUUGGGAGACAUUGGCUAGUGAGGUAAACUUCAUAUUCCACGAAGCGGCCACAGUCCGGUUCGACGAGCCCAUCAAGGUGGCCAUCAUCACCAACGUGAGGGGCACCAGGGAGUGCCUGGCUCUAGCCAGGGACUGUAGGAACCUGCAGGCCUUCGUGUAUGUGUCCACGGCGUACUCCAAUUGCAAUAAGAGCUCGGUGGAAGAGAAGCUGUACCCGGCGCCGGUGCCCGCGCAGACCAUGAUCGAGUUUGUGGAGAAUGUGGACGAGAGUCGGCUGGAUGCGCUCACUCCUACGCUCAUAGACGGCUGGCCGAACACAUACACGUUCUCGAAGGCUAUCGCUGAAAAUGCGGUGAAGACAUUCGGACAUGGACUCCCCAUUUGUGUGGUGCGACCGUCUAUUGUGGUUCCUACAUACUUAGAGCCAGUACCGGGCUGGUUGGACAUCAGCAAUGUGUUUGGGCCUAGCGGUAUAAUCCUAGGCAGCGGCAUAGGCCUAGUCCGGACGCUCUGGGUGGACCCCAACGUCAUGUUGGACCUGGUCCCGGUGGACUACGUCAACAACCUCACCAUCGCAGCCUCCUGGGACACCGUGCAGAGGAAUGAAAGUGGGGACACGGAUUUGAAGUUCUAUACGGUUUCGUGUAUCCGCAAUCGGUUUACUUGGGUAUCCCUCCGCCAAACAGCCGAGAAGGUCGGUAGGAAACUCCUGUCCCCCAAGACGGUCUGGUACUGUGACUGCACAGAGGUGGUCAGUCGGCGAGCCUUCCAGUUUUACACGCUGCUGCUGCACCUGGUCCCUGCGCUGCUGGUGGACACUGUACUGGCAGUUACUGGGAUUAGUCAGAUCAGACUGACAAGAAUCUACAAAAAGGCGUACAAACUGAACACAACGCUCAGCUAUUUCCUUAUCAAGACGUUCGACUGGCACGAUGACAACACACUGGCUUUAUUCAACAAACUGUCCAAAACUGACCAAGAAAUCUUCACUUUUGACAUAGCGCGAAUUGACUACAGGAAUCUGAUGAUCAUUUGGUGGUUAGGCCUCAGGAAGUUUAUCAUAAAAGACGAGUUAAAAGGAACGGAGGAGGCUGUGAAAAGACAACCUUAUUUGAAGGUCGCUCAUUAUGUUAUAUCGUUAUUGUAUAUUUUCUGUAUUUAUAAAGUGCUUUCGUUAGUUUUAAACUUGUUAAUGUAUUUAGUAAGCUUUGUAUUUUAAGGUUAAUUUUAGAUAACUAAAUAUUAUGUUUGAUAGAUGGAACUGUUAUGUUUGAGUACUAAGUUGUUAGGUUAAUUUAUUGAAUAUAUCAUACAAAUUAUAAUCUAA
Molecule: messenger RNA, 1916 nt
Organism: Plutella xylostella (diamondback moth)
Lineage: Eukaryota; Metazoa; Arthropoda; Insecta; Lepidoptera; Plutellidae
Source: RefSeq, a predicted model, not a curated record